CUCGAAAAACCGGCGAAGAGAAAGUUCCAGUUUUCCGGCGAAGGCGACCUGAGAAUUCCGGCGAGAUACCAACCUUCGAGAUGGCUGGGAAUAAACCAAACGACCUAGUCUAUUCUAGGAAGAAGCAUACGCAGGAAGGCCCCGAGAAGGACAAGGUGGAACUCAGAGUAUCCCCGAGGAGGAAACUCCCUCCGAGAAAUCCGCCGGAGGAAUUGGGCAGUACAAGCGUGGCUCCGACUGAAGAUCUUAUAGUUGAAGAGUUACCACCUAGACUCUUUGCCCUAGACCGGUACCCUGCGAAGACGAAGAUGAACGCGUACUCCAAACCGGAGUACCUUUCUGAUAUAGCACAAGUUCUUAAGGGAAAAGAGGAGAUGCAGUUUCUUCUCGAGUCUCCAUUUGGGGACCUUUUUAGGAUACCUGCUAACAAGUCUUCCUUCUCAGGUAAACUUGUUCUUGGACUAAUAUGUCGUCAGUUAGUGACGAGUAAAGUGAAUGAGAUGUGGAUGGUCUUCGGCGGUCAUCCAAUAAAAUUCGGAUUAAGAGAAUUUAGUCUGGUAACUGGUCUAGAAUGUGGGACAUAUCCCAACAAGAAAGACGUGACGGAUGUGCUAAAGGUUAAAGCUGGUAGUCAAAGUGUCUGGAAAACUCUGUUUGAGGAGAAGUUUGGGGAGAAGCCGAAUCCAACAGUGCAUGAUUUGGUGGUCUGGCUGAAGGAGGAGGAAACCAUGGAUGGGUGGAAGCAGCUGGCCUUAUCUCUUAUAAUCUUGGUAGAUGGUGUGAUAGGGUGCCAUAAUAACCCCAUAAGGCCUUCUGAGUUCACUGUUGAGAUGACGAAGGACGUGCAAUUCUUCUGCAAAUACCCUUGGGGAAGGGUGUCUUUUACCCGUACUUUGGAGAGGAUAGCAAAAUUCCAAACCCCUUCAGAUGCUCAAAAACUGAUAAGGUGUGUAAAGGAUGGGUCUUAUGCACUACAUGGAUUCCCAUUAGCACUCCAGCUGUUUGCGUUCGAAACAAUCCCAUCCCUUGCUAAGCUAGUACCUGAUGAUGAAGCUAACAGGACAUUUACUCAGAGGUCUAUCCAUCAUCUUGCCUCACUGCGGGCAAUCAGGACAUCCAGCAUCUUGGAGUGUGAGGCUGCUGAAGAGGUUGAGGUAACCUAUCUUGUGAAACCAGAGGACAAUAUUUGUCCUCCAUCCCUGUCAUGGGAUGAUGAAGUUGAGGAUCCAAGAGUUGCUUACAUUGAGCGACUGUUGUUAGCGGGUCAUGAGUGGAAGGAGGAAGAAUGGGUUGGAGGUAAUGCUGCAUUUCCAAAGCAGGAGCGCCCACCACAACUUGGAGAGAUACGUGUGAAGAAGAGGAAAAGAAAUGUACCAGCCCCGAAUGCACCUUCUUUGAAAAAACAGAAAUCUGUUGUGGAAGAAGAAAAUGAGGACACUGCUGAGGAUUGUUCUGAAGAUCCCCAGUUUGAGAAGUUUGUAGUUGAACUUAGGAGGCGUUUCAAGAGGCAGGAAGCACAAAAUAAACAAAUGCAAGAAGACUUGAAGAAAUUUGUCCGUAAGGAGAUUCGUGCUGCCUUAGAUCCAAAGGUCAAAAAGACAGAACCAACCAAAACUUCCCAUGCUUCACAGGGCCCAAAUAAAUCGGUGGGUAAGGCACCGAUGAGUGUGAAGAAGGCAUCUAAAAAGAUGUCUACAAAGAAAGUAUUCAAAUGA
Messenger RNA from Arabidopsis lyrata subsp. lyrata, 1715 nucleotides. RefSeq lists its product as uncharacterized. The transcript has 5 exons. The coding region runs from base 81 to 1715 and encodes 544 amino acids. The record is from RefSeq and is a predicted model, not a curated record. NCBI's taxonomy places the organism in Eukaryota, Viridiplantae, Streptophyta, Magnoliopsida, Brassicales, Brassicaceae.